CUAAAAUUAAAGAAAACGAAAUGACACAACAGACGAAUCGGCAAACAAUGUUCCAGUGUGUGCUGUGAGGACCCGUGUAGGCUAGCAGGACCUCACAGAGGAUGAGUGAGGACGAGAAUGCAGGUUAGUGAGGCAGGCAGUGAGACAAGCAGUGCCACUCCGUGCCUGUUUAUGACGCAGAUAAAGAGGGGGAUAUCAGAUGAUAACACACCUAUUGUUUACCUAAACACAGUGUAGUUCAAUAAAAUAUCGCAGUCUUGAUUGUGAGAAAUCGGGCCCAGUCGGAGAACCGUCGUCCUGGACUUAAAUGAGAUUGACUGAGAUUUAUUGUGUGAUGAACAAAGCAUAAGAGGAGGAGAGAAAAUGAAAGAGGAGGGCCAUAAAAUAGAGGGCGAGAGUGGUAAAGAGAAGGUCAGGACCUGCCCAUUGGUGACAAUGCGGAAGAGAAUAAAACGCUUGAUGGUCGUUCUCUACGGGGCAGUGCUGUUGCUCCUGGGCUCCAUCCUGUUUAGCAGCUCCUACUCUCCCGACCUUGUAUAUAAAGGCUCGUCCAAGCUACACGAAAAUGCAGCUAUUCACGCAGGGGAUUCGAACGACGGAGUUCCGUUAAAUCUAGGAAUAUUGUACUCCCUGGAGAACAAGAUGUAUCCGGAUCUGCAGAAGUGCUCCAACAUACCUCUGCGUGCCCAGAACUACCACCGGGGGGACUACUGGGUCCUGCAGAACUACAUUCCAGCAGACAUGUCCUUCGGGUGUAAUGAGUCCAUCACCUUCACCACUCACGCCGACUACACCUUCCUCACUAACCUCGACCCGGUCACUGCUCGCUGGCAGGGGCCCGUGAGUAUGUCGGUGUACUCUCCUGGCGAGGACUUCGAGGCCACCGUCGCCACCAUCAUGUACCUCCGGGAGUGUGUCAGCUGGGAGAUCAGGAAGUUGGUCACAUUCCAUCUCAUCUUUCACGAUGCCCACGCACCGAGAGAGGUCCCCGCCACCGAGGCGCUGUUGGGAAGGAAGAUUGACUGCUCGUCGGGGCCUCCUCACUUGACCAACGUCACCACCUACAGGAGGCGCAUGAAGCUACUCUAUCCAAUCAACCUGGCCAGGAACGUGGCGAGGCUGGCGAGUCAGACUUACUUCGUCUUUCCGGCUGACGUGGAGCUAUAUCCCUCAGUCAACUUCAUCCCAGAGUUUUUCAAAAUGCUUAAAAAACCGGAUGUAUCGAACACAACUGACCCACGAGUGUUCGUCUUGUCGAUCUUCGAAGUCAAGAAUAAUGUGAAGGUCCCCGAGACCAAGAACGAGCUGCUGCCUCUACUGAAAACGGGAGAAGCCAUUCCCUUCCAUAAGCAUCUUUGUCCUGCUUGUCACCGGAUUCCUAAAGCGAAGGAGUGGCUGGAUGCUCCAGUAGAGCCCGGCAUGUCUGUCUUCCACGUGGCUAAGAGAACACUGCCUCACCAGUCCUGGGAGCCCAUAUACGUCGGUACCAACCAGGAGCCCUUGUACGACGAGAGGCUCUCUUGGGAGGGCAAAAGUGAUAAGAUGACCCAGAUGUACGUCAUGUGCCUGGACAAGUACGAGUUCCACGUGCUGGACACGGCCUUCCUGGUGCACCGACCGGGGAUCAAGACCUUGUCCAGAGACGCCUUCCGGAACGGCGUCAUCGCCUCUCAGAACACUCUACUCAACACUAAGAUCAAGCCUGAAUAUAGACUCAUCUAUGGCUCGGGGAAUAACUGCUCCUUGUGACUAUAAGAACAUAUUAAGGAAAUUACAGCAGGACUGUUAGCCCAUACGAGGCAGCUCAUAUUAAUAUCCACCCCCAAACUCAUUCAUAGUUGUGUCUAACCUACGCUUGAAACAAUCAUGUGAUCUUACACGUCUAUUAUAUUACUCGGUGAAACAAAAAUUGUGCAGCUCUUUUUGACUAACCAGAAACGUACAAACCCAAGCAACCCACCAAACCCUGGCCUCAUAUGUACCGGGCUUGGAGAGUGUGAGAACUCUCAGACCACAAUCCAGGUAUUAUCCAGGUAACUAUCCGUGGCAGAUGCAUAAGGGAAGGGAAUUAUCAGGGAAAUCGCCAAGCCAUUACGACUGUAUAGCACUUGGAAGGAGUCAGGAUAAGGAUUUUGGGAUGGGGGGAAGGAAUGGUGCCCAAUCACUUGGACGAUCGGGGAUUGAACGCCGACCUGCAUGUGGCAGAUGAAUAGAAAAUAUCGAUUUUAUGGUGCUUUACGUUUUAUUAAUACGUCGAAUUUUUAAGUGACGCUCGGCUGAUGCUUCGUAAUUAUAGUAGUAAUUAUGGGCUUGUAUUCCAGUGAAAUAUAAUUUUCCCGUUGUGUUAUGGUUAACUAUAUGGCGUAAGACAAUCCUUAUUUAUAUGGAAGAGGAUUUCAACACAAGAUUGUGUUUCUUGCGGUAUAAAGCAUCGCAUCUCGUGUCCUCUGCAGCCACGUCCAGAAAUGCUAGCACAAAAUGGCUUUGUUAUAUUUAUAAAUUAUUAUAUUACAAAAUAUGUAAUGUGAUCAAACCAACCCUAGUCUUGUAAUAUCUAUAUAUUAAACUCUACACAAAAA
Messenger RNA from Procambarus clarkii (red swamp crayfish), 2579 nucleotides. The record is from RefSeq and is a predicted model, not a curated record. Lineage: Eukaryota; Metazoa; Arthropoda; Malacostraca; Decapoda; Cambaridae.